CAUGGACCAUUUUGAACAAGUGUAACCAAAUAUCCGGGAAAAGUGGUGUGUUUUAUUUAAAUCCGUGAAAAAAGCUUUUAACAAUGUCGUGCGGGGCGGAAUGCCUCUCCCUGGGCCCACCGCCCGACUCUAUCAUGCACAUGCCACCGCCGCCGCUGCCGGCUUUCCUGGCCAACAUCGCGAACCUGACGCCUCCAUGUCGCGCUUCCAAGUGCCCGCCGCCUCACAACACUGAAGAGAACGCGCUCUUCCCCGGCGUCGAGUAUCACGAGCUGCCGAGACAUGAGCCCGCUGCCACAGAUGACACGUGGUUUCUGGUCCUCAUCACAUGCUGCAUCGCUGUGUUGUGCAUCGCUGCUCUUCUGGCGCUGUUUUUACUCAAAUGCCGAGAGUAUGACCUUUUCAAAGCUCGCGGUGGAUGCAAGAGUGGCACAGGCAAAGCCAGCGGUUCCAACGCUUUAUAUGGAAGCGCUGCAUUGGACUCCAGGGUUCUUUGGGCAGCCCUAACUCCUCGGGGUACUCGGCACUUCGUCGCCGACACCUACCCUCACGAUGAAACUGAAGACCAUCACUACGAGUGUGUAGAACCACCACUCUACAAAUUGGGACCACCAGAUGAUCUAGCGAUCACUCGACAUUUUAACGUAGAAUACGAAGACCCCGCUCCACUUAUCGAAAGCUACUCUGAUAGAACUGAAGAAUACUUCAGAAAUGGAAUGGAUACGUUGCGUCGAGGAAAUCGUCCUCUAGUCUCCUCUCCGACUAGAAUCGAACGACCCAAUUUACCCCCGCUAAACCUCCAGCCGAGGACUCUCCGAAGAGCUCCUCAUUCCCGCCGAGUCAGCGAUGCCAAUAACCCGGAGAAGUCGGCUAUCUGAACCGAAAAUGGCGCGGUAUUUUCCGUCGCCGAUUCAACCGAUAUCGAUUACGAGUGGUCAAUAAACGACUCCAACGUCGACCGGCUCGUUUGAGGACCAGUACACACCCACAGAAUAACACCCUUCUUUUUGCGUUGGGAGUUAAAAAGUACAAUAAUUACUAGUAAUAUUCAAAUUCACGUGGAAUAAAUCAUAAUGACAAAGUUUACUACCCAACCCUAUCGUCAAAAAUCAUGACGAGAUCAAUGAUCAAGAUUUUGCGCUUUCAAAAGUACAAAGAACAAAACUCAUUUAGACUGUUCUGUUCUGAUGAGUUUUGUAUUGUGGGUAUUUCGUUGAUAAUAGCAAACUCAUUAAUAAUAUAAGUAUAUCAGUAAUAAUAUAAGUCAGCAACUUUUGAAUUUUUUGUUACAAUCUUAAAAAUACCAUUCAGUGAGAAACGUUAUUGUCGUUGAUUUUAUAUUACUUAAAAUUAAUAUUCUACAUACUGCAUGAAGAAAAAUAGUGUUGUAUCAAAGUACAUAAAUAAGACGUGUCUAUUAGUUAUUUAUAAUUAAGUAUAGCUAGUAGUAAUUAAAAUAAUAUUAUGUAAUACACGUGCUAUUUUCAUCCGGAUCAUAAUUUUGCAAAAACCAAAUAGCAGUAGGUACAAACUCAAGGUUAGUAUGAGAAUACAUUAAGAUAAAAAUUAUGCCUACUUACUCAUAGGUAAGUAGAUAAUUAUUUGAUGAACUUCAUUCAAAAUAAUCGAUAUAAGUAGUUACCCAUCUAGUCUAAACGAAAAACUGGGCGGUUACAAAAAAGCUGCAUCAUUGUUAUAGUCUCAAUAGUGAUUGGCUGAAUUUCUUACAGCAACAACAUUUGUGAACCUUUUCAACCUUGUUUCAAUUUGAGUUAGAAUAAUUUUUAGCUUUAGUGAGCCGUCGUUGAUUACAAUCGUCAAACUGUAACAGCCAGUAUAACAGCCAACCCCAAACUCGGCAAACUACGACGCCAGGCUGAUAGGCGCCACGGACUUUCGACUGUUAAAUACCUACGUUUUAUUAAUAAUUAUUUUUAAGUAUUUUUCCAGAAAUUUUGCAGAAAUUUUUCUCUGUUGUUAAGUAUUUUAAUGUAAUUUAUUCACAUUAUUUUAUUAUCUGCAAAGUGCAAUGCUCUAGCUAUAGAUCUAAUGUUAUUUUCUAGUCAUGAAUUAGUUUUAAAUAAUCUACUUGUGUGUGUUAGAAUUGUAUUCAAUCUAAAUAAUUUUUAAAGUCAGGCACAUUUUACUUACCUGUAGCUUUCCUGUUAAUAUAUACUAAGUAUCUAUACAUAAAAAAAUAUUUGAGCGCAACCGUAAAUACAUAAUAAUAAUAAUUUUAAGUCUAAUACAAAACCUGCAAUCAAAAGUUUUAUACGUCUUAAUUAAUAUUAAAUAAAUUAUUUGGCGAAUAA
Messenger RNA from Maniola jurtina (meadow brown), 2312 nucleotides. RefSeq lists its product as uncharacterized. The transcript has 4 exons. NCBI's taxonomy places the organism in Eukaryota, Metazoa, Arthropoda, Insecta, Lepidoptera, Nymphalidae. The record is from RefSeq and is a predicted model, not a curated record. Bases 84 to 878 code for a protein of 264 amino acids.